UUGGCUUGCUUGCUUUAUUCCCUCCCUCCCUCCCUCACGGCACCUUUCCCUGCCACUCCGUCCUCCCAUUCCCCCUUGCUUUCCCCAUCCACCCACCCCAUCAAAGAGUCAACUGUGUAAGGGAUUCUUGCCUCUCGACGCUGCCCGUCGUCUCGUCGAAGCAGGUUAUAUUUGUAUCCCAGGUCUGAAUUCAAGGAGGCCAAAAUGUCAUUUGAUACGAACAAUCUUAUGUUGCAAAUCAAGAGAAUAGUCUAUCCUUAUGUCAGACUUGGCUAUCGAUCUGCUUGUGACUAUCCUGUAGUACUCAGCAUUGGAGUUUUGUUGCUGUUCCUACACAAAGCUUGCCCUUCUCUGUUUAUUUUCCUUCUGUCUUCCUCUCCAGUGUUCCUGUUAACUGCACUUCUUCUUGGAGCGCUAUUGAGUUAUGGUGAACCAAGUGCUCCGGUGAUUCGAGAGGAAACAUUGGAGAACCUGAAAAAAUCGCCCCCUGAAGCCAAAGUCUCCGUUACUGAAUGUUCAGUUGAGGAGGUUCAGAAUGUUGCUGUCACCCAUGCGGCAAGGAGUUUUGAAAAUCCAGUUGCUUGCAUCGAGGAAAGAACUUCUAACAUCUUUGUGCAUAAUACUCAUCGUGAUGAAGAGAAUGUGAUAUCUGUGUCAGCCGAUACUGUUCUUUCUGCAGAAACUUCUGAACCUACCAAGAAUAAAGUUAUUGUGGAAAGAGAAGAAGAAGAGCAUGUCAAGGAAACAUGUGAGAAGGUUGAGCCCCAGCAUUUUGAGAGAACCAAUAGUGAAAGGUGUCACUAUGAAGUGAACAAUCAGUACCAGUUUGGUGAACUCAUGAGCUCAUGUUGGCAACCUGUUAUGAGGCAGGAACCUCGUUCUGAUUCUGAAUCUGAUCUUAGCGAGAGUUCUUCUGAUGCAUCAAUAACCGACAUUAUUCCAAUGCUUGAUGAGUUAAACCCUCCUGUAAACUUCGAAACUGAUCACCCUUCCUCAACCUUUAGAGACAACCUGAAUUCCUCAUCAGAUGAAGAAGAUGAAUUAGAGGAGGAUGGUGACCUUAGCUCAGAUGAAGAUAGGGCAGAAGAGAAGAAAGACAACGAAAAUAACUGGAAGGACUUUAUAGAUUCAAACUCUUCAGAUAUGGAAAACAAUGGGAACAUGGAGGGUUUGAUGGAGCGGCGAAAAGCAAAGAAUAUUCUGAAGUUUGAACUUGACAGGAAGUUAAUGGACAUGCAAGCCGCUGAUGCAAUUCAGAAAAUGGAGGAGGCAUCACGCUUCCGUGUUCAAGUUCCCUCCAUUUCUACACCAAGGUCUUCAGAGGAAACAGUAGAGUUACCACAAAUUCCUGAUUCAGCACCAUCUGUUCUACUUCCCUGGAGAAAACCAUUUGAUGUUCCAUUUGACCAAAUUGUAGACCGUAACAGUCAUUUGCAGGAAACAUGGACUCCUCGCUCGUGCUUUCUAUCAACACAGCGUAGAAAACAUGACAACUUGUAUUUAAGGCAGUCUACUUAUCUGCGACAUCACAACGGCAUAAAGCCAGAGAAGCCUGAAGUCAGUGAAAAAGAUGCUGGUGACUAUCACUCAGACAGCGAUUCUGAGCCAGCAUUGAACAAUCGCAAGUUAUUUGGCUCACUGGAACCAGAUGUUGGUGAUGAAAUCAAAAUACUAAGUGCAGCGAUUUCAGACGUAUGCGUGUUAGAAGUAAAUCAUGGCAUUAAGGAAGGCACUGAAAGUACCGCGUCCAUCAAUGGCACAGAUUCAUUUUAUAUCCAAAAAUCUAUAUCCAGCACAUCAGAAGCGAAUAGUUCAGUUUCUGCAGGUUGUGAGGAAUUGCUAUUAUGUUCUUUAUCAGAAGAAUAUAAUACCGAGAAACUUCUCGUUGAAGCUGACUCCAUCAGUGAAGUUAACUCAUUAUUUAAGUGCCGCAUGGAUGAAGUACUAGUGCAGUCUGUUUCAGAGUCCGGUAUUGACCAACCCUUGACAGUUAAGCUUGAACACGAAUUGAAUGAUACUUCAUCCGCAGAAUCUGCAAUGCCUGUAAUUGAAGCAAGAUCAGUAGAAGACUUGAGUUCACAAUUUGCACAGCUCAAUGGAGAAGCAUUAGUAUGUGCUGCUUCUGACUCCAGUUAUGAUAAUGAGCCGAUACAAGAGAGAUCAAGUCAACCACUGCCUGUGGAAAAUGAGCAUACUCCAGAAUUGCCAACCAAAGAUGGCUAUUCAUGUUCGACUCUUAACACUCGGGUGUUACACAUCAAUUCUGGAUGCCUAGAUUUAUCAAAGAAUAAACUGAUAAAACCAGUAAUACCGUGAAGGCUACAGGGCAACAACAGUGCCUUCCUUCUCAUCUGGUGUGAAUAGAAAAGAUGCCUCCCAAAUUGAAUGAAAGCUGCACGCGUCAGCGUCGGCGACCAAAAACGCCACUGUCGCGCGUAGCAUAUUAUAUAGCA
Messenger RNA from Panicum virgatum (switchgrass), 2453 nucleotides. RefSeq lists its product as uncharacterized. The record is from RefSeq and is a predicted model, not a curated record. Lineage: Eukaryota; Viridiplantae; Streptophyta; Magnoliopsida; Poales; Poaceae. The transcript has 3 exons. The coding region runs from base 205 to 2316 and encodes 703 amino acids.